Molecule: messenger RNA, 1035 nt
Organism: Arctia plantaginis
Lineage: Eukaryota; Metazoa; Arthropoda; Insecta; Lepidoptera; Erebidae
Source: the annotation of a GenBank genome assembly
AUGAAGUUCAUAACGAAAUGUGUUUUGUUCAUUGUUUGUUUUGGAUACCUUGAUGCCGUGAAGUUUAGAUGUGAUUAUACGUACACUAGCCAAGGAUGGUUCAAAUACCACGAGGUACCAACAACGUGGUUCGAUGCUCGUUUAGAAUGCCAAAUGGAAGGUGCUGUACUAGCUUCCCCUACUACAGCUGAAAUUAAAUCCAUUAUGUUGGAAUCAUUUUGCAAACCGGAGAUCUUUACUGGAAUCCAUGCUACUUUCUCUAAAGGACACUACUAUACUAUCGAUGGUAUAUCCUUAUCGGAAAUUCCACAUGAUUGGGCUCCAUUUGAGCCUGAUAACAAAAACAACGCCGAGAAUUGUAUCGCAUUACAUUCCGAUGGUAAAUUUUCUGAUGUACAAUGCGAUGAGCCUCGUCCUUAUAUAUGCCACAGACAGCAUUCUCAUGCUGAUGUCAACGUUUGUGGUACUCCAGAUCCAGAAUAUCACUUUGAGAGUGUUACAAACAAAUGUUACAAAUUCCACACGAUUCCGAGAACGUUCGCAAGAGCCCACUUUACCUGUUCCGCUGAAGGUGGUCACCUAGCCAUUAUCAACAGCGAAGAAGAAUCCAGGGUCAUCGCUCAAGUGUAUGACAAAUAUCCAGCAUCGAAAAUGCUCGGAAAUUUCUAUAAAGAUGUUGCUUUCAUCGGAUUCCUCACUUGGGAAAAGAGCAUGGACUGGGUCACCAUUCACGGUCAAUCGCUCCAGGAAGCUGGUUUCACCACGUUUUCUGAAGGACAACCAGAUAACGCUGGUAAUUCUGAAUAUUGUGGAUCAGCUCACCGCAGUGGUUUACUAAACGAUGCAGGCUGCGAUACCCAUUACGCAUUUAUUUGUGAGAAGAAACCAGAAUAUCCUACCGUUUGUGAUAAUACCAGUGGACAACGUGUAAUAAAUCGCACCCGUUUCUGCGACAAUGAUAUUCAAAAUCAAGCAAAGCAGUUAGGGUCUGACUCCAAUAACAUCGACAUGAGAAGUGGUGGUCCGGUGUAUUAG